CGCCGUCGAAAAGAAUCGAGCUCGCCUGUACACAGGCAGUACAAUAAGUAAUCUAGCCGUACAAAAUCAGUCUGUGGCGUAUCGAUCAACAUGGCGACCGGCAAAAGUCUGACUGCGUUCUUGGGUACGCGAAAUAUCGGCCUUUUCGCGAUACCAAAACAAUUCAACACCACGACAGUGAACACAGGAAGAGGAAAAGACUCGACUCGACACUUUUCCACACCUGCGACGGGUGUCGUCGUCUCUUGGUCACGUAUCAGGACUCCUAAAUACUCAGUGCCAUCUUCUGCCCCAAGUCACAGAAAAUUUCACCUGUCGAGUAGUUCAUUUUCUGCAAAAAGAAACUACUAUGAAGUUUUAGGAAUAUCUAGAAAUUCGUCAGUAAAAGAUAUCAAAAAAGCAUAUUAUCAACUAGCGAAAAAGUACCAUCCUGACACAAACAAAGAUGAUCCAAAUGCAGGAAAAAAGUUCCAAGAAGUUUCUGAAGCUUAUGAAGUACUCAGUGACGAAACAAAAAGAAAAGAAUAUGACACAUGGGGUUCAACCUCAGAACAAAUGGGAAUGGGAGGUGGUAAUCCUGGAGGCAGAAGUACCGAUAGGGAUAGAGAUUUCAACUGGCAAUUCAAGUCGACUAUAAAUCCUGAAGAUUUGUUCAGGAAAAUAUUUGGAGAUGCUGGUUUCAGGAGUGGAGGUUUUGGAGAUUUUGAUGAUUUUGCAGAAUCUAAAUAUGGAUUUGGUGCUGCACAAGAGGUUAUCAUGAACCUCACAUUUUCACAAGCAGCUCGAGGAGUUAAUAAAGAUAUCAAUCUCAAUGUAGUUGACACUUGCCCCAAAUGUAAAGGUAGCAGAUCAGAAUUAGGCUACAAAGCAACCAAAUGUCAUCAUUGUAAUGGAACUGGAAUGGAGACUAUUAGUACUGGACCAUUUGUCAUGCGUUCUACGUGUAGACAGUGCCAUGGUACAAGAGUGUACAUAAAAUAUCCCUGCCUUGAGUGUGAAGGAAAAGGCCAAUCUGUACAACGUAAACAAGUCACAGUGCCUGUACCUGCUGGUGUAGAAGAUGGGCAGACUGUAAGAAUGGCUGUAGGCAGUAAAGAAGUUUUCAUAACAUUCCGCGUAGAGAAGUCGAAGUACUUCCGUCGCGAUGGACCUGAUAUUCACACAGAUAAUGAAAUAAGCAUAGCUCAAGCUUGUCUUGGUGGUGCUUUACGUAUUGAAGGAGUUUAUGAAACUUUAAAUGUACAAAUAAGGCCAGGCACUUCCUCACACACAUUAAUAAGAUUGAAUAGUAAAGGCUUGAAAAAAGUUAAUACUGUUGGGUAUGGUGAUCAUUAUGUACAUAUUAAAAUCAAAGCACCACUCUCACUGAAUCAAAAACAACGUGCCCUUUUGCAAGCUUAUGCUGAAUUAGAAGACGAUACUCCAGGAUCGAUAAACGGCGUUACGACAAAAAAGGACGGCACGAAGCAUUGUUACGAACCUCCAUUCGACUUGCUACAAUCGAUACGAGAAGCUCUGAACGAAAAAGAACAAUCAUUGAUUAAAGAAUCAACUGAAUCCAAAGAAACCGAGGAUCCUUCUGAUAAACCAACUGAGCCGAAUAAUUCGGACGAUGAAGUGGAACAGCAUAAAAAAUCAAUGCCAUAAAACCAAUGAUUUUUUCCAAAGAAGCGUUCCAAAUAGGUACUUUAACGCGGAAUGUUUUUGAAAAUUAUGCAAAUCAAAAAAAAAAAAGAAACAAAUAUAAAAAGUAAAAUCACGAUUGUUAAAUAGAUUUUGUAUUUUAUAGAGUGCAACAUAUGGUUGACAAUUAUGUUUAGAAAUGAAUUUUAA
Trichogramma pretiosum is the source of this 1833-nucleotide messenger RNA. Its product is annotated as protein tumorous imaginal discs, mitochondrial-like. Gene Ontology annotation, molecular function: heat shock protein binding; ATP binding. Gene Ontology annotation, biological process: response to heat; protein folding; negative regulation of apoptotic process. Bases 91 to 1647 code for a protein of 518 amino acids. The record is from RefSeq and is a predicted model, not a curated record. Gene Ontology annotation, cellular component: mitochondrion. NCBI's taxonomy places the organism in Eukaryota, Metazoa, Arthropoda, Insecta, Hymenoptera, Trichogrammatidae. The transcript has 5 exons.